Molecule: messenger RNA, 3576 nt
Organism: Epinephelus moara (kelp grouper)
Lineage: Eukaryota; Metazoa; Chordata; Actinopteri; Perciformes; Serranidae
Gene: susd2
Product: sushi domain containing 2
Exons: 14
Coding region: 225-2756 (843 amino acids)
Source: RefSeq, a predicted model, not a curated record
AAAGCAAAAUUAUAAGAAAUGGUAGUGUGCGUAUUGUGAGGCAUAAAUAUCGCGUGUUGGCACGCCCGAAGAAAAAACAUGUUUUUAAACCUACCGACCUUCGUUAAAUUAACGUCUGUUAAUUUAUAACUGCAUAACUUUAUGGGAAACGCUCAUGACGCCAUUUGUUUGCUGCUUUAGUGACCUUUACACUGAAAAUGUCAGUGCCAGGCUUUUAACCGAGCAUGGUACAGGGCAGGUAUGUGUGUGCACGCAGUGUUAUUUUGUCCUCUAAGAUAAACAUGAGAGCCCACUUGAGUGAUAUCAUUUUUCUCUGUGGAUUUUUUCUUAUUUGCUCAUCUGAAGUAACAGGUCAAACAUGCAGGGGGAAGUGUGGAGAUGUAUUGGAGGAAUGCUCCUGCCAUGCAACCUGUGUGUCUUUGCUGACCUGCUGUGCAGACUACAACCAGUCAUGUUUCCAGGUGACGCCUCACUCCAGCUCCAUGCUGGGCGGAAGAGCUGUCAGGAUCCUCAACGUGGUCCUUCAGCCUGGUGGGCGCCUUCUCUGCAGAUUCAAAGGUGAGAUUGAACGAGAGGGAUUUAUUGACGCCGACGGCCAUGGCUACUGUAUCUCUCCUCUCCUGUACGAGAUGGGGUGGAUACCAUUUACUGUCUCAACAGAUGGAAUACAUUUUGACAGAUCUGGAGAGUACUUGUCAGUUAACCCCAGUAAAGCGGAGCAUGACUCCAAAGUCAUCCUGGUGAAUACAACGCAGUGGCUGAACUACGGUACACCAAACAUGGCAGGACGGCUUCAGAUGACAUGGAACAGCUCUUUGAUCGGCGCUGAGAAGGUCAACAUAGAGCUGUGGGGUUACAGAGAGUUCAGCAGGAGCACAGAGGCGACCGGAUCAUCCUCUCUGCAGGCCGAGCUGAGCUAUCUGUACUCUCUCGGGAGGAGUCUGUCCAACACGGGGGCCUUCAGCUUCAUUCCAGAGCCCUCGAAGGACUUCUCUGGCUGGGUGUUGGGGAAUAUCCGCAUCACUGCCAGUUCUGAGUUGGAUGGAGCAAGGGAUGUGCAGGCGCUCUGGAGUGGAGGUCAUAUCUUAGCCUGGCACCUGGAGCAGGCUUUCAGAGACGACUCUGCCGCCUGGGCCGAGAGCAAGUGUCUGCAGUGGGACGUCCUGGAGACGACGCUGCCCAACUUCCUGGAUGAGCUCAUUGACUGUCCUUGCACUUUGGCACAGGCCCGAGCAGACACAGGCAGGUUUCAUACUGACUAUAGUUGUGACAUUGAGAGGGGCAGUGUGUGCACUUAUCACCCAGGUAGUGUCCACUGCGUCAGAGCAAUUCAGGCCAGCCCUACAUAUGGAUCGGGGCAGCAGUGUUGCUAUGACAGCGCAGGCGCUCUGGUCCUGACAGCAGACUCAUCUGGUGGCAGCACACCAGACAGGGCUCACGACUGGGGAUCGCCUCCAUACAGGGAGCCACCACGGGUGCCGGGGUACUCCCACUGGCUUUAUGAUGUCAUGAGUUUCUACUACUGCUGUCUUUGGUCUGACCACUGCCAAGUCUACCUAAACCAUCGACCUUCUAGCGGGUGUCGCAACUACCAGCCCCCAAGAGCUGGUGUCGUCCUUGGGGAUCCACAUUUCAUAACGUUCGACGGCCUAAGCUACACUUUCAACGGCAAAGGAGAGUACUACCUCGUGUCUUCUCCAGACAGAGAGCUGAGUAUUCAGGCCAGAACAGAACAGGUGAAACUUGAGAACGGUACCUUGGCCAGAGCCACAUGGCUGUCAUCUGUGGCUAUGAAGGAGAAGACCUCUGAUGUCAUCGAGGUGCGUCUAGCAGAAGGCCAUCUCCAGGUGCUGAGGAAUCAGAAGGUGCUACCUUUCACUGAGCAAAGAUGGAUGGAUCUACACGGAUUAUUCGUGUUCGCCCCCAGUCCUCAGAAUGUCACUGUAAUCUUCCUCUCUGGCGUUGGCGUGGAGGUUCGUGUGCAUGAGGGAGCCAUGGCGGCGACAGUGCUGCUUCCAACAGAAUUUACCAACCACACGCAGGGUCUCCUCGGUCUGAUGAACUCUGACCCAUCAGACGACCUGCAGACCAAGCUAGGAGAGGUCAUCUCCCCAGGCGACGCCACGCCGGAGGAAAUCUUCACCUUUGGAGCUGGCUGGAACAUUUCAAAGAAGUCUUCCCUUUUCACAUACGACUCAAAGUACCUUUUGGAGACCUACUAUUUCCCACCGAGCCACGAUCCUGCUUUUGUUCCUGUCUUUUCGCUACCUGAGACACCUGACGACCCUCUGGUGGGAGACAUGUUGACGAUGUGCUUUGGGGAAGGAGCAGCAUUCUGUAAAUAUGAUACCCUGACCACUCGGAGCCUCACGAUGGGAAACGCCACACUCAGGGCCUACCAAAGUCAUCAGGCCCAAAUGAAAGCCCUGGAGCCAGUGGUGUCUUGUGGCUGGCUUCAGACACCAAGGAAUGGGAAAAAGAGUGGGACACAUUACCUAGAAGGGAACACUCUGAGCUUCACCUGCAGUACAGGCUAUACACUGUACGGUUCAACGGAGCGCACUUGCCUGGACGAUGGGACAUGGACAGGAGAGACACCCUACUGUGUAACAGAUGAUAAGGUGGGGUUUAUACUUGGUGCUGUUGGUUCCCUGUCAGCACUGGUCACAAUGGGAAUAAUGAUCCACCGGCACAACAGGAAACAAAACAGAGAGAAAAAAGAAGACCAGAUGAUGACUCAAGAACAACCUUGCUAAACCAUCAAAGUUCUUCCGGAUUAUGGAUUACACCGCUCCACAUCGAAACCUGCAACUAUGUGGCCUAUGGCAACAAAUGUGUUUAGAGCUCAGCAUUUGGAAACCCCGUGCAGUUGUGUUGUUUGUUAGGACAGUGGUCUUCUCUUGACCUGUUGACCCUGUCAGGAAAAAACCUCAGGCGCUAGUUAGGCUUUCAGCGUGUUGUUUAGCCUCAUGUUUUCCCUCUUGUUUAGUUUGGAAAACCUCCAGGUCAUGGUAAAUGGAGCGUGGGGGUGAGGAUUGAGGGUACUGAGGUAAAGGGAAAAAUGCUGGUGAUUGUUUUUAUAUUCCCGUUUUUGCAUGACUGAACGUCCGAUCUUCGCUAGAGAGAAAACUGUAUAAAUACUACACAGAGAUAUCAUCAUCACAAUCAACGCUCCCUUCUCCUGUUCAUUUUAAAAUAGGACCAGAUGUGUUCAUGUUCGUGUCACAUGUGAAGUGAACCUGAUCAUUUUAUUUUGGUUGAGAGACUUUGAACUGGUGUGCAGCCUUUGUGUGGGCUCAGAGCCUUCAGUCAAACGAAGGGUUUUGCUGAGUGACUGAGAAAGAUACUCCACAAAUGUUACACAGAGGUCACCUUUUUGCACAAUGUCAACACCCUCUGAGGGUUGUUUUUAUACUUUUGCAUAUUUGAAGACAGAUUAAACGCACAUGCUUUCAUUAAAAUCAAGAAAUGAUAUUGCAUUGCCUUGUUUUUAACAAACUGGCUGUUUAUCCAGCGGCGUGUUGUCUUUGUGAAUGUUUGCUGCUCAGAAAUAAAGAAUCAACCCCUCUUCAACCA